Molecule: messenger RNA, 849 nt
Organism: Funneliformis geosporum
Lineage: Eukaryota; Fungi; Glomeromycota; Glomeromycetes; Glomerales; Glomeraceae
Source: the annotation of a GenBank genome assembly
AUGUAUGCAUCAAACCAAGGUCCUAGAAGAAAGUCACAAUCAGAUAGUAGACGAAAUAGUAACGGAGUUCAAGGUUCCGAAAGUGGUGGAUCCGGUAGCGACAAUAAUGUUUCUGAUGACCUCUCCAAAGUUACUGCUUCAUUAGACAAUAUUAAUAUUGGUGAUAAUGAAAAUGAAUCCAAGCCCACCGUUCAAACCACUACUACUAAUAACGACGCAUUGUCGACAACCUCUCAGGGACAACAGGAGGUUGAGGAGUGGGAAAAGUCUGCAGAUGGCGAGGAAAGUCAGAGGGGCGAAGUUACUCCCAAAAAUGAAAAUAGAGGAGCCUUUAAAAAGGGGCAUAAGAAAAGCAAGAGUAGUAAAAUUGAAUUCAAUUUUGAUCCAGAUGCGUUUGAGGGGUCAACUCGGAUUCUUGAUAUCUUUGAUUUUCCCGCUUCAUUCAAGACUCAUCAUCUCCACGAAAUUUUUCAAGAAUAUGAAAGUAUGCGUGGAGGUUAUCGCAUCAAGUGGAUGGAUGAUACUCGUGCUUUAAUCAUCUUUGAACAUCCAGUUACAGCAUAUCUGGAUAAUGUUACCAAUCAAUUAGCUACAAUCAAACCGUACGACGGCCCCACAGAUUUUCUUCAAAAAAAUCCCAAUAACGCUCAACCUCGAGCGCGUCCUGCUACUACUGAUAUGGUCGCUAAGCGUCUUGUUCACGGAGCUCUGGGUGUGCGUACUAUUAGAUCACCUGAACAACGUCAAGCAGACAAUCAAGUUCUUCGGAAUGCUAGAGACCAAAAAGACCAACAAAGGCGCAAUGAAACUAAACGAACUCAAGAUGUUGACUCGGCCUUCAAUGAAUAA